GCCUAGCAGGAUGGUCAUCGUUGACGAGAAUGACGUUGUUAAAAAUAACUUCGCAGGCCCUUACGAAGAAGGAGCAGAACUUAAUCUCCGAUGCCAAGUUUUCGGCGGAAACCCUCGGCCAAAAGUGGCCUGGUACAGGGGUGAAGAACUGCUGACCAAUUAUACCAGUCCCGGUGCGAGCACUGGCCUCGGCCCACAGGCACAGAGCUUGCUCAUCAUUCACAACCUGGGCCGAGGCGAUCUCAGGUCUGAAUUGACGUGCAUCGCGUCAAACAACAACAGAACCCUUCCGCUCACCUCGACCAUCCACGUUGACAUGAACUUUAAGCCUUUGGAUGUCCGGAUACAGGAAUCGAGUCAGCCUUUGUCCGCUGGCAGAAGAUACGAUCUCGUUUGUCUGUCAACCGGCUCAAGACCCCCUGCAAAGCUUACCUGGUGGAAAAACGGCCAUCGGCUUGACAGGACGAAAGAAUCGACUUCCAGCGAUGGGAAUACGACGACUAGCACCCUAUCGUUCGUUGCUAGCAAAGACGAUGAUGGCAAAAACCUUUCUUGCAGGGCUGAAAAUCCGGCCAUUUCCAGCGAAGUCCUCUAUGAUUACUGGACACUACAGAUUCACUACAUACCGGAGACAAAUAUUUCCCUGGGGACUUCCCUCAGGCCUGACGCGAUCCGAGAAGGUACCGACGUGUACUUCGACUGCAUGGUCAAAGCUGAGCCUAGCGUUUACAAAGUCGAAUGGAGGCACAACGGACGGAUGCUUAAUCACAACGUGGGACAAGGAGUAAUCAUCAGCAAUCAGAGCUUGGUGCUUCAAGGUGUGAGCAGGUCAAGUGCCGGAAAUUACACCUGCGUCGGUUUCAACACGGAGGGAGACGGGGAAAGCAAGCCCUUUUACCUCAACGUCAUGUACGCGCCGACUUGCAAACCCAACCAGACGAGAGUGCACGGCGUGGCAAAGCAAGAAAAGGCUAAUAUCUCAUGCGAAGUCGACUCGAAUCCUGCCGAAGUGACGUUUCGAUGGACUUUUAACAAUUCUGCCGAAAACAUGGAAGUCGCCUCGACGAGGAUAGAACGCCAUGGCACCUCGAGUAUGGUCACAUACACACCCAUGUCCGAACUUGACUAUGGAACCCUACUUUGCUGGGCGACCAACCGCAUUGGUCACCAAAGAGUACCCUGCGUCUACCACAUAAUCGCUGCAGGACGUCCAGACCAAGUACACAACUGUACGGUGGCAAACACGUCAAUGAGCUCUUUCUCUCUAAGAUGCUCGGAAGGCUUCAAUGGCGGUCUGCCGCAAAGUUUCGCCUUAGAGGUGCGCGAAGGCGGGACCGACGUGUUGGCCGCAAACCUUUCCUCACCCCUGCCGAGAUUCACGGUCCACGGCCUCCAGGCUGGAGUCAUGUACGAGGCGUACGUGUUCUCGGUGAACGUCAAAGGGAGAAGCGAACCUGUUAUGAUUCACGCCCCGACGCUAAGACUGCCGGAAAAACAACUGACGUCCGAUAGAGAGCGACCGCGGGCAGGAUUCCGUCUUACUCCAGUAAUGACGGUCGUCGUCGGCGUCGUGAGCUCCCUUUUCGUCGUCGCCUGCCUCGUCGCCGCGGUCCUGAGGGUCCAAUGUUCCCGGGACGACGAUCCGAGGAGGUCUAAACAGGACGUCGCACCGGCCAAAGCCCCUGGAUCAAGUCCUAAAGGCGACCUACCGCCAGAAGCGGACGAGAGAAAUCCGGACAUCAUCCCUCAACCUAAUUCAGAUGAGGAAGAGCACGAAUUCAUGAGAAAGAGGCAGUUGGUAUCUACAAUUGAGACGAGGACGUCACCGACGAGGUCCCUACUCCAGCCGGGACCCUAUCCCGGCUAUUGUACUCUCAGGAACGGCGGGAUGCCUCUUCAAGACCUGAGCAACAUCCCGACAAAACCGCAGGUGGGUGAGGUAGGCAUGUAUGGAGGAGGUGGCUGCACUCUUCCUCGCCACUGGGGUGGCGUUCCACCGAGGCAACCCUAUCAACCUCGAGGGGUGCCCGUCCUCCCGCCCCCGGAACCGUCAACUCACCCGGACUCCAACCCCCAGACGCCUCUCAUGACGAACAAAAGGGAGAGCCAGGUCUGACUAAUGACCAAGCUGUAAGCCACACCCGGCUUACACGGCGCCAAAUCAAAGCAGCGCGCCAUGGACGCGGACCGAUACCAGCAAACCGCCCCCUUCGCCACAGAUACGGCGUGUGAUUAAUUUUUUAAAGUCGACCCUUGCAAUCGGCCCGGGGCCUAUGAUGUUUGUGUACAGUUAUAGUUUUUCUCUUGAAUGUUUUUUAUCUUAACUUAGAAUAUAUUUCGGAUAAUUUGAAUUUCUUAAAGUACAGGGUUUUUUAAGAGAUAAUUUUCAAGAUCUUCUCACAUUCCCUUUAAGAGAAGCAUUUUGUGAUUGAAUCAUGCAAAUAAAUUCUCGGAAUUUAUUUGACUUCACAAAUAUCACAAUGACUACACAAAAUUGACGAUGUAAAACAUUGUGCUUUCAGUUUUGAUAUCAUCCAAACAAAUAAAAACACAAUUAUCAGUUAAACUUCCAUGUUUCCUUGGACAAAAGUGAAAAUGUGUUUAAACAAAUUUUUUUAUUUACAUUUCUAAUCUAUGAUUGAAUCCACACAUUUUGUACAUAAUGAAAAAAAAAUCAAAAUUGUAAUUAUAGAACAAGAGGCUCUUGGAACGUCAGCUCUGUAAAAGCGAUAUGAUAUUGUAAAUAUAUUUUUAAUAAUGAAAGACUUACAAAUGCAAUAAAGAACAAUACUUUUUCCCUUUGGAGCUUGAAUCUCGCAAAGUUCAUAAUGUAAAUUAUUGUCACGCUUAACUGUACCCUCAGGUUGGGACUUAAUUGGAUCUCCUCGCUUAUAGUUAAAAAGUACUGUUUGUUUUUUGUUUUUUCCUUUUUGUUACCCUCCCACUACGUAUAAUCGAUUAACUUAUAUUUUUGAAUAAUUAUAAAAAUGCUUAUCCACGCUCAAUGUUUUUUCUUAGUCAUCAGUAGGGUUCAAAUAGUUGUUUGGUUUUGAUUUAUUUCUCAACUAUUACUUUGUUUACAUAUAAUGUGUACUUUUUCACAACGAUAAAAUGACUAUACAAAUUAACCUUUAGGCUAAAUUAACUUUAUUUUAUAGUAACUAUUUAAUUUAAUCCAUGGAUA
Messenger RNA from Cimex lectularius (bed bug), 3184 nucleotides. RefSeq names its product nephrin (gene side-VII). NCBI's taxonomy places the organism in Eukaryota, Metazoa, Arthropoda, Insecta, Hemiptera, Cimicidae. Gene Ontology annotation, molecular function: protein binding. The coding region runs from base 11 to 2116 and encodes 701 amino acids. The transcript is spliced from 11 exons. The record is from RefSeq and is a predicted model, not a curated record.